AUGAGUGCUCCAUCGGCAAGCAACGGAAGGCAAUCGGGACGCAGCCAAUCGGAAUCAUUAAUUCAUUCAAUGGUCUCGGGUGACAGGGCUCACGUGGGGGGGCUUUUGUGCAACGAUCCUGCGGGGCUGUGUCUCGCCACGAGAGGGAAUAUGGGCAACGAGGACUCCGGAACGUAUACAAACUUGGUUAGACUGGCUUCUCAGUUACAACCAGAUUCUAAAGAGUCGUCUUCGGAUGGUGCAAUAUACGCGGCUCCGUUGAUAACUAUCGAAACUGAGAGCUCGGCAAUUUUGGUAAAGGAAUACGACGGACAUGCCGUCGCGAUUCGGGUACCAAAGGCGGAAGCAUGUGUUAAAGACGGAGCAACAAGUAUGGACAGUGAAGCGUCGUCCUGA
This is a messenger RNA of Phaeodactylum tricornutum CCAP 1055/1, 396 nucleotides long. RefSeq lists its product with no specific name. NCBI's taxonomy places the organism in Eukaryota, Bacillariophyta, Bacillariophyceae, Surirellales, Neidiaceae. The record is from RefSeq and is a predicted model, not a curated record. Gene Ontology annotation, biological process: positive regulation of TORC1 signaling; cellular response to amino acid stimulus. Gene Ontology annotation, molecular function: guanyl-nucleotide exchange factor activity. Bases 1 to 396 code for a protein of 131 amino acids. The transcript has a single exon. Gene Ontology annotation, cellular component: lysosome; cytoplasm; Ragulator complex.